GAAAAAAGAGAAGUGCAACAGAUUUAAUAAGCACUUCAUUAAUAAUUCCUGAUAAUGAAGUACCUUUGCAAGCUGAUGGUUCAUUAGAUAUCCUUGAACUCAAAGCAUCUACGAAUAGACAAUAUACAAAAGUUCCUAGGGAAAGUGUCUAUGAUGCAGAUGAACUGAUACUAUAUAAUUGGUUAGCAAAG
Molecule: messenger RNA, 191 nt
Organism: Funneliformis mosseae
Lineage: Eukaryota; Fungi; Glomeromycota; Glomeromycetes; Glomerales; Glomeraceae
Source: the annotation of a GenBank genome assembly